GAUUUAAAUAAAAGGAAGAGCGGCAUUUGAAAUUUGACAUAAUUCCAAAGUUAAGAUCCCAGAUGGACGUGUUAUAUUUUAGCAUCAUACUAACAUUUUUCUGUUUACCUAUCGAUGGGGAAAAAUCCACUAAAUUCAAAAAGACUGUGGAGUACUUAGCUCAAUAUGGCUACUUGGAAAAAAAUUCUAUGAGCAAUAGCUCUUUGUUGAGUGGAACAUCCUUCAGGAACAGCUUGAGAGAAUUUCAGUCUUUUGUUGGAAUCCCAGUCACAGGAAAGAUGGACAAACUCACCAUGAAGAUGAUGAGUGCUCCAAGAUGUGGAUUACCAGAUAAAUCUGGGAAGUCAAAUAGGGAGAAACGAUAUACAACUCUAGGUAAAUGGAAUACGAAACAUUUGACCUACCAAAUAUCUAAGUAUUCGAAACAACUCGAAAGAAAAGAAAUAGACAGAACUAUACAGAAAGCCACCAAUUUAUGGUCGAAGUACACAGAUUUAACGUUCGAACCAUCUGAACGAGGUACAAUAGACAUCAGAUUCGAAGAAAGACAGCAUGGUGAUUGGAAGGCCUUCGAUGGACCUAGUGGGACACUAGCACAUGCAUUGUAUCCUAAAGACGGUGGUGCCAUCUGUUUUGACGAAUCAGAACCUUGGAUGGUCGGUGCUGGUUCUGGAAUAGACUUAUACCAGGUGGCAGCGCAUGAGUUUGGUCAUGCUCUUGGACUCGAUCAUUCUGACCGAAAGGAUGCUCUUAUGGCGCCCUCAUAUAAAAAUGUAUGGACGAACGAUCUCUCCGAUGAUGAUAUACAGGGCAUCCAGAGCUUGUACGGUGAAAAAUCUGGGGAAACACCAGCAACACCACCCGAGGCACCAGCAGCACCACCAGAAACACCAUGCGAGGCACCAGCAACACCACCAGAAACACCACCCGAGGCACCAGCAGCACCACGAGAAACACCACCCGAGGCACCAGCAGCACCACCAGAAACACCAUGCGAGGCACCAGCAGCACCACCAGAAACACCAUGUGAGGCACCAGCAGCACCACCAGAAACACCAUGCAAGGCACCAGCAGCACCACCAGAAACACUACCCGAGGCACCAGCAGCACCACCAGAAACACCACGCAGAAAUUGGCCAAGAUUGCCAGGGGGUUGGUUCUUCCCUUGGUACUUUCCACAAGGGAAUCGUAGGGUUUUCUAUGGGUGGAACUAAAUUGAAGCAUGUUGUUGUUUCAGACAAGACUUACUUUUUAUCAAAUAUUGUCUUAAGUUGAAUACAAAUUUGGAAAUCUU
Messenger RNA from Harmonia axyridis, 1294 nucleotides. RefSeq names its product matrilysin-like. Lineage: Eukaryota; Metazoa; Arthropoda; Insecta; Coleoptera; Coccinellidae. The transcript has 5 exons. Gene Ontology annotation, biological process: collagen catabolic process; extracellular matrix organization; proteolysis. Bases 63 to 1214 code for a protein of 383 amino acids. The record is from RefSeq and is a predicted model, not a curated record. Gene Ontology annotation, cellular component: extracellular matrix. Gene Ontology annotation, molecular function: metalloendopeptidase activity; zinc ion binding.